Molecule: messenger RNA, 347 nt
Organism: Juglans microcarpa x Juglans regia
Lineage: Eukaryota; Viridiplantae; Streptophyta; Magnoliopsida; Fagales; Juglandaceae
Exons: 3
Coding region: 18-347 (109 amino acids)
Cellular component (GO): cytosolic small ribosomal subunit
Molecular function (GO): structural constituent of ribosome; zinc ion binding
Source: RefSeq, a predicted model, not a curated record
AGACACAGAACAAGAUCAUGGGGCACUCCAAUGUGUGGAAUUCUCACCCUAAAAACUACGGCCCUGGCUCCCGCGCCUGGUACGGAAUAUCGCCUUUUCUCUUCCAACUUGUUUGGUCCCCGAGAAAUUAUGGCUCAUGCCUUCUAGUUGGGUUGAUUAGGAAGUACGGCCUCAUGUGUUGUAGGCAAUGCUUCCGCAGCAACGCCAAGGAAAUUGGCUUCAUUAAGAGAACACGGUGGAACAUGUCUUACGACAUUAUGGUUGCUGCGGUUUGCCAUCGGUUGCUCAUCUAUGGAGGAGAGGCUCACAGCGUGAAUGGUGUUGCUCGGUUUUGGUUUCUCACGUAG